This is a messenger RNA of Lycium ferocissimum, 1064 nucleotides long. RefSeq lists its product as uncharacterized. Bases 80 to 679 code for a protein of 199 amino acids. The transcript is spliced from 7 exons. Lineage: Eukaryota; Viridiplantae; Streptophyta; Magnoliopsida; Solanales; Solanaceae. The record is from RefSeq and is a predicted model, not a curated record.
AUAUAUAUAUCUUCAGCCGAAUUAGCACUUAAUUCUCCCGCGGCUGGAAUAAUAUCUCAGUGGUUUCGGUUAAUUAAAGAUGGAGAAUAUAGUUAAAAAGUAUCAGCAGAGAUUCAGGAAAGUGAAGGAAGAGAUGGAGAAUUGGGAUGAGCUACAAUUUAGAUUGAUUUCUCAGUUCACUAAUGCUUCUUCCAUCAUUCAAAGGUUACAGAUUCUUCAGGAUACCAAGAAUUAUGGUGCUUUGAGAUCUGUUGAAGGCAUUCAAGAAGCAGUGUUGCUUAAGCAAAUGAAUUCUCUACAUACUAUCUUGCUUUCAAUGAAUGAAACUAUGGAAAAGUUUCAUUCAGUUGUGUUGUCCCUUGAGAAGAUGGUUCGUGACGGUAGACAGCUCAUAAAAGGGGGAUCUGUUCAGAUUAGUGUGAAACAGCUGCAGCAACGUGUUGGGAUAAAACCAAGCAUUGCUGAUUGCUUGGAUGGGCUAAAACUUCUAAAAGAGAUGCACCAAUCAGAGUACCGUCUGAAAUUAUCGGUCAUAUCAGCAAUUUCAGCAGUUGCCUUAAAACCCAGUGCAACUGAUGAUUUAGGUGCGCUUCAGCAACUGUUGGUUGAUCAGCCUAACAUCCUCAAAGAGGAAGUACAAGUCAUUUUUGAUAUCGUAUUUGCUGAAGAGAUGGCUUGAUGUCUUCUAUCCAUGACAGUUUGGUCGAUGAAGUGAUUUUGGAACUGGUGAAAUUUAAGCCUUUUGUUCUGAACAAAGAGAAAAUAAUUGUCCACAUUGUUUGUACUUGGAUAAAGCAGAGAAUCAUUUAACUCUAGUUGGAAGGUGUUGGAACUUAGAAAUGGAAGAGAAUCAGAGAUUCUUCAUAUGAUAUAUAUCAUUGUAAACUCUAGGUGUUUUGUAUAUUAAGUUCAUUUAUUUAUAUGUUUGUAUAAACACCUUUUAUGUUCCAUUGGUCCUUAGUUGGUAGCAUAGUUGUGAUUGAAGAAAGAAUACAGAUCCUUCUCCUAUGAAAUGUACAUGCUAAUUGAUGUUUUUCGAGAGAAUGUCUUUUGGAGUAGUCUUU